Messenger RNA from Acyrthosiphon pisum (pea aphid), 2517 nucleotides. RefSeq lists its product as uncharacterized. Gene Ontology annotation, cellular component: nucleus. NCBI's taxonomy places the organism in Eukaryota, Metazoa, Arthropoda, Insecta, Hemiptera, Aphididae. The record is from RefSeq and is a predicted model, not a curated record. The coding region runs from base 365 to 1198 and encodes 277 amino acids. The transcript has 5 exons.
GGUCUAUUCUCAAAGGUAUCGAAUCUGAUGAUCGAAAAAUAUGGUUCGAUUGACAAUAUUCGAUCGUUAAUAUCGAUUCGAUCAGACAUUUUCGAUCAAUCGUAUUCUCAAACAACUGUCGAAUACAAUAAAUUACUUUCGACACUCUUUUCGACAGUCGAAUAAAAUCAUAUUUUUUCCAUGACAUUUUUAAUUGUUAUCAUUAAUUUGAAUGAUAACAAAAGUUAAUUAAUAUUGUUUUAAAUAUUUAAUAAUAACAAUUAGGUACCAAAUACUAUCUAAACCAAUAGUAUUUUAUAAUACUUAAUACUCAUAGGUAUUAGGUGCUUAGUUUGCAUUUUUAUAUUAUAAUAACUAUAGCACUAUGAGUGUAUGCCUAAAGAAAAAUAAAGGGAGGUCCGUAACAAAUGCGCAGAAGGAAGCACUUGUCGAGUUUAUGGAGAAUAAUACGGAUUUAAAAAGAGGUAAAUUUACCUCCAGUUUUACCCACAAAAAGGCUCAACAUUUAUGGGAACAAAUAACUCAGUUAUUGAAUUCAAUGGUUGGUGCUAACAAGACCGCUGAUAAAUGGAGAAAAUGUUGGACAGAUAUGAAGUGUAACGCAAAAACAAGAUGUAUUGAACUUAAAAAAAGUACUAGGAAAACAGGUGGAGGGAGCUAUGAAUUAGAGAAUGAAUUAGCACCAUUAGAAGAAAAAAUAGUUGGUAUAAUUGGUGAUGUACCAAUUUAUGGUCAACCAAAUACACUUGAACCCAACGUCUCUUUUGAGGGAUAUGAAAUUAUAGUAGAUUCUUCGACCAAUAGUUUACAGCCAUUAGUUAAAUCACUAGUUGAUUAUGAAAUAAGAGAGACAGAGACUUGUUUGCCAGAUUUAUCACUACCAAGAUCAAUCGAACUUGUGUCUACGGACAAAAUACCAUUGCAAGACUUUAUUAUGACUGAUAAUACCAGUAAAGACAACAGCAAGAGGGAAGACACAGUUGGAUUAAAAACUAAAAACAGUAAGCUAGAUGUCCUUCAGAAAUCUGUCAAAGCAUCUUUACAAGUUAUUAGCGUAAGUGAAGACAGAAAUAAAAUUCUUAAAGAGUACUACACUCAGAAGUUGCAGCUCUUGGAAAGGAUUGCCAUUGUCAAAGAGAGGAAGUUGGCUUUAAUGGAAGCAAACAUAAAUAUUAUAAAUAAAAAUUCAAAUUUAUAAUUGAAUAUUCUAUAAGACAAAGAUAUUUAAUUAAAAUUUAAAUUCCAAAUGUUUAUAUGAAAAAACUAAGUAUCAUUAUUUUUAUUUUUAAUUUGUGAUACAUUUUAUGUCGAAAGACUACUCAUAACUACAAGGCUGAGGUAAUAUUUAUUUUGUUAAAGUUAAAGUUAAAUUGUAAAUGUUUAUAUAAAAAACUAGGUAUCGUUAUUAUUCCUAUUUUUAAUUUGUGAUACAUUUUAUGGUAAAAGACUACUCAUAACUACAAGGCUGAGAUAAUAUUUAUUUUGUUAAAGUUAAAUUGUAAAUGUUUAUAUAAAAAACUAGGUAUCGUUAUUUUUCCUAUUUUUAAUUUGUGAUACAUUUUAUGGUAAAAGACUACUCAUAACUACAAGGCUGAGAUAAUAUUUAUUUUGUUAAAGUUAAAUUGUAAAUGUUUAUAUAAAAAACUAGGUAUCGUUAUUAUUCCUAUUUUUAAUUUGUGAUACAUUUUAUGGUAAAAGACUACUCAUAACUACAAGGCUGAGGUAAUAUUUAUUUUGUUAAAGUUAAAGUUAAAUUGUAAAUGUUUAUAUAAAAAACUAGGUAUCAUUAUUAUUCCUAUUUUUAAUUUGUGAUACAUUUUAUGGUAAAAGACUACUCAUAACUACAAGGCUGAGAUAAUAUUUAUUUUGUUAAAGUUAAAUUGUAAAUGUUUAUAUAAAAAACUAGGUAUCGUUAUUUUUCCUAUUUUUAAUUUGUGAUACAUUUUAUGGUAAAAGACCACUAACUACUAUGAACCUAUACAUUAAAUAUACAUUGUUAGUAAUAUGCUUAUCUAAAUAAAUAAACUAUUAAUGUUUUAACUAUUUGUCAGUUUUCUGAAUUUAUUUAAAAUAUGAAUUAUUUGUUGUUGCAUUCGUUUUCCUGCUAUUAGCUCUGUAUUUGCACGGUUUGCAUUUGGUUCAUUAAUAGCUGCAUUAUUUAAAAUGCCAAAAACUUAAACUAGAGACACUCAAAAUAUGGUUGAGGGUAUGUAUUUUAAACUUAGGUUACCUAACAUGAACUUGUACUUUGAAAGGUAUGAAAUUAAUACCUAAAACUUAUACAUACAAAACAUAGGUAAUUAAAGUGGUUUUAAUUAAAAAUGUUCUAGUUAACUAGGUGUCUUUCAAAAAUCUGUCAAAGCAUCUUGACAGGUUAUUAGCAUAAGUGAAGACAGAAAUAAAAUUCUUAAAAAGUACUACACUCAGAAGUUGCAGCUCUUAGAAAGGAUUGCUAUUGUCAAAGAGAGGAAGUUGGCUUUAAUGGAAGCAAACAUAAGUAUUAUAAAUAAAAAUUCA